Anas platyrhynchos (mallard) is the source of this 6130-nucleotide messenger RNA. RefSeq names its product potassium voltage-gated channel modifier subfamily G member 2 (gene KCNG2). Gene Ontology annotation, biological process: protein homooligomerization; potassium ion transmembrane transport; action potential. The record is from RefSeq and is a predicted model, not a curated record. Gene Ontology annotation, molecular function: voltage-gated potassium channel activity; protein binding. Gene Ontology annotation, cellular component: membrane; voltage-gated potassium channel complex. NCBI's taxonomy places the organism in Eukaryota, Metazoa, Chordata, Aves, Anseriformes, Anatidae.
GAAGCCCCAGAGGCACCUGGAAGAGGGUCUGUGCACACCCACCCCGGGGCGUGCUUUGCUGGGGUCCUGAGGCACUGCUUCGAGAUGCGUUUCCUUGCCCGGCUCCCCGCACGUAGGCGCACAGCAGGUGCGCCAGAGUUCAGCAGAAACUUGGGAAGAAGACAGCUCUCCCGAGGCGUGGAAAGCACUUCGCUCGCCGUGCGGGCUCGCUGACAGCUCUCGCCUGCCGGAGCCGAGCUGCAUCUGCUGCACCGACCCUGCGAGAGGCUUUCUGAACGGGCUGAACCUACCCGAGAUGGACGGCGCGACCGGGGCGCACCCGUCAGCCGGGAGGGCGCCUUCACCAUUUGGGAAGGUCCCUGCCUGCCUCCCCGUCUCCCCGCGCCCAGCCCGGCGGUGAAGGGCUCGGGGCAGCCCCUCCGCAAGGCAGCCCCGGCUCCGUGCGGCGGCUGGCACGGGAGCUUGCCCCGGGAGAGGCGUGCCCCCGGCGGCAGGCGGCGCUCGGAGGGGCGCCGAGCCCAUCCCCGGCCGGCGGGGCUCGCCAUGGAGCGGAGAGCGCCCGGCGGCGAGGAGGCAGCGCCUGAGACCAACUCUCCAAUCAAGGACCAGAUGCUCUUGUUUGAGUAGCCUCUACCUCCCUAUGAACUCCACAAAUGUAUUAAGAAAUGGCAUUACUCACUGGAAAUGCAGAUCCUGCGUUCAGCUCCUACUCCUUCAAUAACUUGGAAAGCUUGUGUGAAGUGCAAACCAAGAAAGGACUUUUCUACAAAAAGGCCAAACUUCUGCACCCUGGGGAAGACUUGUGCUGCUUAGCCCGCCUGGAUGACCGGACCAGGUUUGUGAUCAUCAAUGUAGGUGGCAUUAAAUACAAAAUCCCAUGGACCACCUUGGAGAACUGCCCCUUGACCAGGCUUGGGAAGCUAAAAUCUUGCAACAAUUAUGAUGAGAUCAUGAACAUCUGUGAUGACUAUGAUGUUAGCUGCAAUGAAUUUUUUUUUGACCGUAAUCCUUGUGCCUUCAGGACAAUCAUGACUUUCCUGACAGCUGGGAAGCUGAGGCUGCUCAGGGAGAUGUGUGCUCUUUCUUUUCAGGAGGAGCUUGUGUACUGGGGAAUAGAAGAGGACCACCUAGAGUGGUGUUGUAAAAAGAGAUUGCGACAGAAAGAGGAGGAGGCAGCUGAGGCCAGGCUGUAUGAAGGGGAGAUGGUAUUUAGCGAAACUACGCAAUGUGCCUUCCAGGACAAUAGCCGACUGAGUUUGUGCAUGAGAAAGCUCAGGGAUAUGGUGGAGAACCCCCACUCAGGGAUCCCAGGAAAGAUCUUUGCUUGUAUUUCAAUCUCUUUUGUUGCCAUCACUGCAGUCAGCCUCUGUAUCAGCACCAUGCCAGAUGUCAGAGAAGAAGAAGAUCGGGGUGAAUGUUCACAGAAGUGCUACAACAUCUUUGUGCUGGAGACAGUGUGCGUGGCUUGGUUUUCAUUUGAGUUCCUCCUGCGAUCCAUCCAGGCAGAGAACAAGUGUGCUUUCCUGAAAACCCCACUCAACAUCAUCGACAUCCUGGCUAUCCUGCCUUUCUAUAUCUCUCUCAUUGUGGAUAUGGUCUCUACAAAAAACAGCAGCAAGCCUGGCGGAGGAGCAGGGAACAAGUACCUGGAACGAGUGGGCCUGGUGCUGCGCUUCCUGCGGGCUCUGCGCAUCCUCUACGUGAUGCGAUUAGCGCGGCACUCGCUGGGGCUGCAGACCCUGGGGCUCACCGUGCGCCGGUGCACGAGGGAGUUUGGGCUCCUCCUGCUCUUCCUUUGUGUUGCCAUGGCCCUCUUCUCGCCACUGGUAUAUCUGGCUGAGAGCGAACUGGGAGCCAAGCAAGAAUUCACAAGUGUCCCCACCAGUUACUGGUGGGCUGUCAUCUCCAUGACCACUGUUGGCUACGGGGACAUGGUGCCUCGUAGCAUCCCGGGACAAGUGGUAGCCCUGAGCAGUAUCUUGAGCGGUAUUUUACUGAUGGCCUUCCCGGUCACCUCCAUCUUUCAUACCUUUUCCCGUUCCUACAGUGAGCUGAAGGAGCAGCAGCAACGAGCAGCAAGCAGGCAGAUGCGCCAGCUAGAAGAGAGCACCAAGCUCACAGGUGGUGACAGUGUUGCCUCCCCACUAGAUGCUGCCAGGGAGGUGGGUCAGCCAGCGGUGGACCAGGAAGCCAAAAGAAGUUAAUUCUCAACAGUUAAAGUGAGUUGGCAGUACAAGAAGCAGUAGACAUGAGGUGGAGGAUCAAUUCUGCAAUCAGAACCUCCUGAAUUGCAUAAAUUAGGGGCACACACACACAAGAUUUUCCCCAAAGACCAACUUUUGAUCUUAAGGGCCUACUGAAAAGCGUCCCUAGGAACUCUACCAAGUUCAGCUCUGCUCCAUCACUAUUUGUAGGGCAUUUCUUUUCUAUUGAGCAACUGGUUUUGGCAACCUCAAGGAGCAGCUGUUGAAUGCAGCCAGACAGGAGGAUAUUAUUGAAGCACCAAGAGUCCACACCGGGGUACUGUUUGGUGGGGCAGUGAACGUGUCGCCUCCUCCCUGCGCUGCGACACCGUGCUCGACGUGCCGAGUGAGGGGUUUCCCCUGGUGUGCUCCGUGCACAGGGAGUUCAUUUUGGCAGCUCCACCGAGGAACAUGAAUCUCAGACAAGCAAAGGGAUGAGGGGGAGAGAAGGGCAGAAAUAACUCUUCGGCUUUCACAGGGGCUUGGUUUUGUCUGUCUUACAAAUCAGGCACCGCCAGCUGCCAGCUCCAACGUGUGCUCUAGCUCAGUACGCGCUAUUUAGUAAAUAUGCAUAUUUACCACAGUGAGCUUUGUAUCUUAGCCCCAUGACAGAAAUAUACAUAGAAAAUCUUCCCGACUGUUGUACUGAAUGUUGAAUUGUUGGUUUUCUUUUUUUUUUUCUUACAGUUGAAUAUAAGAAAUACUUUUACAAUUCACAACAUUUCUCCAUUUUCUUUUAACGCUUUCCAUCUCCCAUAUAUCAAAACCACGUUUAACAGAUGAAUAAACAACAAAUACAUCCUGCCCAAGAAGGGGAAGGUAAUGUUAUACUGGCAAGGACUCCCAGUUCUGCAUACUCUUCCUCAGUGACUGCAGUCAGGACCAGUACAAAUUGAGUAAAGUCAAUGAGACUCCUCCAGUGGCCUAAGCUGCAGCACAGCAGCUGUGAGCUACGUCAGGAGUAAGCUUUUUUCCCCCCUACUAAGAAAAAGAUGAUCCUGUCAUCUAAAAAUCAAUAUUAUCGUUCUGUCUGUUCCUCCUGGCUCUCAAAAAAAAAAAAAAAAAACACUUGUCAGUUGAAAGGGAAAAUGAGUAUGGUGUCAUCUGCAUGUUGUUUACUGCUGCUCAUCUCAUGAGCUUUCCAGUCCUCUAAUGUAUGGUUUUGCUACUUGAGGAGCCAUGUAGCUGGUCUAAGACAGUGCACUGUGUGCAUUUUUAGGUAUUCCUACAAGUGGGAUACUUCAGGAGAUAGCAGGAAACAGGGCACAAAUGCCUCUUGUACCUACAGCUCCAUUGGUAUUAGCAGAGCUGUAGGACCAACCCCGUGGUGUCAUCCUUCAUAUUCACCUCCUACCAGGAAGGGAACAAAAUAUUAAAGGUGGGUUUGUUGGUUUUUUUGGUUGCUUUUUUGCCUCAGCUUAUAGCACCAACCCUACACUAGCGGAGUUCUGUAUUUAGCCAUUCCUUAUAGGAAUGGAGCAAGGGGGGAAAUAAAGGUUACACUUGAUUUUAAUAAAAAUUGGAAGCUGUGUUGCAGAACAAGUGCCUCUAGUGAUACUUACAAGUUGUGUGACGGGGGGAAGGUGAUGUUUCUCUGUGCUGGCGUGUGCCUGAUGGAGCCAGCAGACAAGACACACACACAUACGCACACACAUGCAGCCUCUGCUCGGGACAGCCACAAAUGCAUUUUGCAGGGAGGGGAGGGCUCGACUCCCUCUCAGUGCCACCUGCCUAGGGAAGGGAGCUUCGUGUGCCUGUUUCUGCGGACGGGAGCCUGGCCAUGGAGGCACGUGGCUAUGGCAGGCUCCCAGCACCAGGGCUGUGGGACACACUCUGGGCUUUGUGCUUGCAGCCACCGGAGCUGCAGCCCUGGCACUGCUCCCUUGCUGCCGCAGCAGAGGGUGCCUCGGGGAAGCACAGCCGUGCCAGAUACUCCCAAGCACUGCUGUGAGACGUGAAGGGAGCACACUGAGCCCAGGCACUCACCAGGCUGUAUCUGGGUCUCCAGUCCCCUGCCUGCACUGAGUUACAAACAAACUCAGGGCUCUGCCACCAGUCACAGCCUGCUGCCACACGGAGCUCGCUUUUGUGUGCCAGGCAAGGAGGGUGAUGGAUGCCACCUGUGCUGACUCAGACUCCUGGCAAACCAACACCAGCGUUAGGUUGCUGUGACUCACUGAGAGAUUUGAAUUUAUUUUUUCUUAAAUCCUGACACAGGAGUUUCUUGCAUUAAGGCUUAUUAAGGUUUGACACUGAGGUUCAGCAUUGCGGCUGGGUAAAUCCAGCAAAGUGAAGAACGUGGGUGGGCAAGGCAUGGCACGGCGAUGAGGGGGGGACAGCGCAUUUUAUGAUGUCUUCGUGUGCAUUCAGGUGAAAGCCUUCCGUGGUACUUAUGUCCCAUGCACAUCCCCUUCAGUUCAGAGCUAAAUCUCUGGUGUGAAUGCAGUGAGCAGCGGCCCCUCAAAGGGUGCAGAACACGUCUCCUCAGGGGGGUAGGGCCCAUGAACGUUCAUCAGUACUAGCUUACUCCUAACAGCUUACUCACUUUAAAGCAGACAUCCUUGCAGAAUGAAGAGCUUCACGCUUGCAGUGCUAGCAAAUAAGCUUUAAUUAAUGCCUCCUGCGGUCCUACAGCAUGAAAAAACUACCCUGAGACAGCUAACUGCAGCUCUGCAGCUGUGCAGCAAAAGUUGACACCCAUUAUUGCUGCGGUCCAUCAAGUUGCUAUUGUCCUACAACAGCAAGUUCUUUGUAUUUUCAAAAGGCACAUAAUUAAUUCCAGCACACACGGAUUUUUAAUAAAGUGACAAAACCCACUCAUCGUGUUUGUUAGUCGAGGUCUGACUUUUAAUAAAGUUUCAUUUUAUCUAUUGAGAUGACAGAUGAGGAGACAAAUAUAAACCAGGAACCUUUUAAACAAAUUAUUUUUGGAAGCUGUAUAAAGUUCUGGUGCACGCAUUGCCAGACAUGAAAGAUACCCAGAGGACAGUGAGUUCCCCCCAGCAUAGCUGUUAUUAUGAGUGAUGGCUAUUACUUUUGAUCAAUAGCUGGAGAAUUGUUGGUUUUGUGUGUGGUUGUUUUCCUUGACAUGGCACAUGAAUGAUUUAGGGCCAUUUAUCACUAACUGGAAAAAAUGCUGUACUAGUGCCUGCAUGCAUGCCAGUGCCAGUAGAUAGCUAUAUAUACUUCUUGUGAAGCACAAUCUAACACUUCAUGGUUGCAGCACAUUCUCUUUGCAUCAAAGAAAAAAAAAUGUCCUCUCUGGCAUGGGACUGAGAUGUCUGAGAGCUAAAAAUGUGGUAACGAGCUUGUAAAGGGACAGUGUUAGAGGGAGUGGCACAAAGUCAGGCACAAUUCCUGCUGCUGGUAUUGGCACAUGUACGGCCAUCUUCCACCUCAGAGCAACCUUAAUUAAGAAAAAUUACUAUCAUAAGAAAACCAUGACAGUCAAAACACACUCCUCAGUGGUCACCCAGACAAAGGUUGCUGUCACAUCAACAGGGCCAGAACAGGCAUAACCUAGGGCAGCCUCACAGCAGCUGCUUCACAGGGGGCACAAUAUCCACAGCUCUCACAGCACCUCACUUCAACUAACUAUGGCCUUAAGAGAGUUGGAAGCACUUGAGCAGAAGAGGGGAGAGGCAGAUGAAAAGAGUAAAAAAAAAUCCCGUGUGGUUCUGCUGGCCUGCCUGAGGCUGAGCAAAACCCCUCAGCUGCAGCUUAGCACAGGUAGGACAGUACCUGUGAGAGUCAAAUUCAAGUAAGCUGGGACACAGAAGGGGCAGGAUGGGGGUCUGGAAGUCAAAAGCCUUACUGAAGUCAAGGUAGACCACAUCCACAGCCUUUCCCUCAUCCACCAAGCGUGUCACUUUGUCAUAGAAGGAGAU